AAUUAGAAUUAUUUUGAAAUGAAUCAUAGUAAAAAAAAUCAUAUUUUCUAAUCAUUUUCGCGAUAAAAGUGAUGACUUUGUAAUAAUUCCAGUAAAAAGAAUCUAUGUAAAAUGAUAAAGUUUAAAACGUUAUUCCGAAAAGGACACAGCUCUUCGAGCUCUAGUAAUAUUUAUAAAAAUAAGACCACUGAUAACGUAAAAUCCAACCAAACUGGAGCUGCUCCAAAUUCAAAUAAUUCCGAUGAUAACGCCAACGGCUGCGAGAAGCAACUGGUUCCAAGCAACGAUGAUCGUCUCAAUGUGAAUAAAUCGGAAACCGACGCGGCUCUUGAAAAAUACUCCGAACGAGCUAUCGACGUUGUGAGUAAUGCGGAUCAUUUGAUAAAAGACGACGAAUUCGAGAGCAUAAAAUCACAACUACAGGCUGCGUUGAAAGAAAAAAGUAACUUGGAGACUACUUUACAAGAGCUGAUCAAAACUCACGGUGAACUGGAGUCGUUGAACGAAGAAAUCGAAGCACUAAAGAUGCAAAAAGAAGAAAUACAGAACAGCAUUUUAUUACGUAUCGGUAACGUUGGAACAUUACCACCUUCGAGUGAUGUCGAAAAUCCGGACUUUGGACGAUGCAAAAAACUACCUAAUUCGGCUCCAGCUUCGAUCGCCCCACCUUCAGGAAGCACUGAAAUGCUCAACGCACCAGGAUGGGAUAAACAUUCCAGUAGUAGUCUUAGCGAAGUAUCAGUGGCUUGUUUGCAAGAUAGAAUUAUGCAGAUGGAGGAAACUCAUUACAGCACUAGUGAAGAGUUACAAGCAACUUUGCAAGAACUAGCUGAUCUGCAAGUGCAGCUGAGUGAACUUCAAAAUGAUAACGAAAGAUUAGGAGAGGAAAAAGGCGUUCUAUUGGAAUCCUUGUGUCGUCAAACUGAGAAAUUAGAAGAUGCCAGGAGUAAAGUAGACACCCUACAGGAGUUGCUAUUAGAUCCGAGCAAAUCAGAGACUUCUUUUUACGAACGUGAACAAAAACUUGUCACUUUACUAAAGGAUGGCCAACAAGAACGCGAAUUCCUCUUAGUUAAACAGAAAGAAUUGAUGAACGAUGUGGAAGAACUCAAUAGAGGACUCGAGGUUCAAAAACAAGAAUCAAAUUCUCUCAGAGAACGCGUUCAUUUACUCGAAUCCACCGUCGAUGCGACCAACGCCGAAAGAAAGCAGCUCGAGCACGAGUUAACUCUCGCCAAAGAAGAUAGCUCUUGCAAAAAUAUAGAAAUUAAGAGAUUAACCACCUUUUUGGAGAAUGCGAGAUCUAAAAUCGAAGAAUUGGAAGAAGCUCGCGAAAAACAAGGCGAUAAAGGUAAAUUGGACGAUAUGAUCGAUGUGCUUCGUAAAGAAAAAGAUCAUUUAGAAAUUCAGUCAGCUUCGUUGCAAGAACAGUUAUCAAAAAGCAUGUGCGAAGUAACCAAAUUGAAAGAACAAUUGCUUCAUGUUCAAGAAGAAUGCAGAGUUGCUCGAAACAACGCCAAAUCCGCCAUAAACGAUAUGGAAUAUAAAUGUGAAAAAAGCAAAGAAGACGCAGCCAGAUUGAGUAACGAAUUGCAUAAAAUGCGUGAAAAUUAUCUAGAGCUCGAAGUUCAAUGCCAAUGUCAUCUAGAUGAUAAACAGCAGUUGAAAAACGUCUUAUUACAAACUCAGCAACAUUUGGCCGAGUUCGAUAGACAAAAUUCAGAACUCAAACAAACGCUAGAAGAGGAAAAGAAACAACGAGAACAAGAAAAUGCAGAAUGGAAACAAUUCCAAGACGAUUUAUUAAUGACCGUUCGCGUAGCCAAUGACUUGAAAACCGAAGCUCAAAGUGAACUGCAACGAUUAGUGCUGGAAAAUAAACAAUUACGAGAUAAAAUCAAAGCUCUCGAAACCAAAAUACAGACGAUAUCAAAAGCUGAUAAUUCUCACGGGCCUUUAUUACAUCGAACAUUAUCGAAUAACGAAACUUCUUCGAUAUUUUCGACCGUAAUGUCUCAAGAAAUGAAUAGACGAACUAACGCUAGUAAAAUUCUGCGUCAAGAUAGCAGAUUAUCGGUGAAAUCUUUAAUCGAGAGUAUCGAAAGUGCCACGAAACAGGCCAAAACAGCUACGAGUAGCAGAAGCAAUUCGGUAUCUAGUUUGAACGGAAUAACUAAUCAGGCGCCAACUUCACCCACGUCUGAUCACGAUGUAGCUGCUUUAUCAUGUUAUGAUAAUCACGAUUUGCAUUCGGCGACAAAAAAAGACGAUCAUUUUUCGCCCACUGCUUCUGUUCUAUCUUCGAAAGCGAUCGAAUUUGGAAGAAAGGCCAGCGCUGGUGAUUUGAGCGAACGAAAAGAUCCGUUGCAAGCGUUAGUCAAAAAUGGCGGAUCGAAAAGAAACGCUCUGUUGAAAUGGUGUCAAAAUAAAACGAUAGGUUAUCCAAAUAUAGAUAUAACGAAUUUCAGUAGCUCGUGGAACGAUGGAAUGGCCCUUUGCGCUCUUUUACAUUCCUAUUUGCCGGAUAAAGUUCCUUACGAGACGUUAAAUCCGGCCGAUAAAAAACGUAAUUUCUCCAUCGCUUUCGACGCUGCUGAAUCCGUCGGAAUUAAAACUUCUCUGAAUAUAAACGAUAUGAUCCAAGAAGAGAGACCAGAUUGGAAUCAAGUUAUGGCCUACGUUGUUGCCAUUUUCAAGCAUUUUGAACAUGAAAAUCACGAUAAACGUUAAUGAGCUUACUGCAUCGAAUUAUUUCUAUCUUGGAGCUUUUUUUUUUCUAUGUACUUUUCAUAUCCGGUUUUUAUUCUUCAUCAUUUUGUAUUUAUUUUUUUUUUACUGCGGAUUUAUUACGAUUUUUGAAACAUAACGGUAACUUUGGUCGUUGAAAUGACUGAGCGCAUGUUCCUAUUUUUUAAGUAUAAGUUUCCAUUAUUUAUUUUAAAAAACCGGGAAUUAUCAGAAUCAAUAGACUGUUUUCUGUUCAGCUGUGAGCUUUUUUACGCGAAAUGAUUUUUUUUAUACGGGGAUUUAUAAUUUGCUUAUUUUGUAAAGAAUAUUUUUUUUAUAAUGAAGGGUUUUGCGAUGUGAUUAUACUUCAUAACAUUUUUUUUUCUUUCUUUUGUAGUUUUACUCAAACGCAUAUAUUUGGAAUUGUUACCAUAUUUUUUUUUUAUAAAUUCCAAAAUAACAUGUAUUUAUAUUUUUAUAUAAUUAUUUUUAAAUGCAAUUUUAACUUUUUCGAAA
Planococcus citri (citrus mealybug) is the source of this 3243-nucleotide messenger RNA. Its product is annotated as cytospin-A-like. Gene Ontology annotation, biological process: actin cytoskeleton organization. The transcript is spliced from 12 exons. Gene Ontology annotation, molecular function: protein binding. The record is from RefSeq and is a predicted model, not a curated record. The coding region runs from base 112 to 2730 and encodes 872 amino acids. Gene Ontology annotation, cellular component: microtubule organizing center; filamentous actin. Lineage: Eukaryota; Metazoa; Arthropoda; Insecta; Hemiptera; Pseudococcidae.